Molecule: messenger RNA, 1659 nt
Organism: Galendromus occidentalis (western predatory mite)
Lineage: Eukaryota; Metazoa; Arthropoda; Arachnida; Mesostigmata; Phytoseiidae
Product: sialin
Exons: 1
Coding region: 118-1659 (513 amino acids)
Biological process (GO): monoatomic anion transport; transmembrane transport
Cellular component (GO): membrane
Molecular function (GO): transferase activity, transferring alkyl or aryl (other than methyl) groups; transmembrane transporter activity
Source: RefSeq, a predicted model, not a curated record
AACCAUCGAAAACCUUCAUGACAAUCCUGGAACAACGGAGAGGGACCCAUGCAGAUCUCCAGAGGUGAAACACCGUGAAUCAUUCAGAGAACUCACCAUCGAGUUUCCCGCUGCAAAAUGAAAUGUUCCGCUACCCAGACCGAAAAACCGUCAGUCAGCGAGGGUUCUUCCGUGCAGUACAGGAGAGUUCUCAUCGUCCUCGCAUUUUUCGGUGCGGUUUGUGUUUACGCGAUGCGUGUCAAUAUGAACGUGGUCAUCGUGUCGAUGGUAAAUCACGAAGCGGUACGAAUGGACACAAAAAUGAGCGAUUGCAAGUUGGCGUCGACCAAUUCCGAAAGCGCAGGAUUCUCGCCAAGAAAUUCAACUUUCCUGAGGAACGGACCAUUCGCUUGGAGUCCGAAGACCCAGGGUGUGAUCCUCGGGGCAUUCUUCUGGGGAUACGUAAUCACGCCGAUCCCAGGAGGAUUCAUGGCCGAAAGAUACGGCGGAAAAUGGCUUUUCGGUUUGGGAGUUGUGCUGACCGGGAUCCUGGGCAUGCUGAUACCGAUCGUGACCACGAAAUUCGGUCACGAAGGUCUCAUCGGCAUCCGAGCUCUUCAAGGUUUCUGUGAAGGUGUUACCUAUCCCGCCCUGGAAGCACAACUAGCUUUUUGGAUUCCAAAGAGUGAAAGAUGCACGGCGAUAACUUGCGUCCAUCAAGGAGGCUUCAUGGGCGUCGUUAUCGGGAUGUUGGUUUCAGGAAAACUGGCAGCAUCGGAUUUCCUCGGGGGCUGGCCCUCGGUAUUCUACCUUUUCGGCGGCGUCACGAUCGUUUGGUUCGUAUUGUGGGUGUUGUUGACAUCGGAUAAGCCGGAGGAUCACCGCUUCAUCACAGGAAGGGAGAUCGAAAAAAUUCGGAACGGACUCAGCCGACAGAAAAGCGAAUCCCGCCGACCGCGCCUCCCCUUGAAGAGCAUCCUCUUAUCCGCUCCGGUUUGGGCUUAUGUUUGCACGACAUUCGGUUUCUUGUACCUGCAGUACACGUUGAUAACCGAGCUGCCUACUUACCUGGGCACCGUACUGCAUUUCGAUAUCGGGAACAACGGAGUUUACUCGUCCCUGCCAUAUUUCGGCGCGAUCGUGACGUCCGCUGUCGCAGCGAUGAUUUCAGAUUUCUUGGUCAAACGAAGUUUACUUCGAGUGACCACAGUGCGCAAACUCUUCAACUCGAUAGCCAUGUUUGGCUCCUCGAUUGUCCUCAUGUUGGUCGUGACGGUCGCCGGUUGCGACGGCCAAAUGAGUCUGAUUCUAUUCCUGAUUGCGGGCGCAAUCCGAGGUCUGGCGGAGUCCUCGACAGGACCGAUCGCGAUCGAUAUGGCCCCCGAUUUCGCAGGGACGAUUUUCGGCCUCACUGUUACCGUCGGAAGUUUCAGCGGUAUCAUCGUUCCGUAUGUAAGCGGUCUUCUAACGAACGAAGUGAACUCCACUACGAAUUGGUCGUAUAGUUUCUACGUGGCCGGAGCUGUCGGUAUUUUGAGCGGGAUCGUUUUCUUGGUAUUCGGUAGCGCAGACCUCCAACCAUGGGCUGUCGAGCAAAACUCAUCGGAGGAAUGUAGAGCGGCAGAGAACGACCUUAGCCUGAGGUCUAUCGGGACCGCCGAAGGAGGAGAUAAAAAGUAA